Molecule: messenger RNA, 2437 nt
Organism: Pseudo-nitzschia multistriata
Lineage: Eukaryota; Bacillariophyta; Bacillariophyceae; Bacillariales; Bacillariaceae
Source: the annotation of a GenBank genome assembly
CCGGUUUCCUCCCCUCUCCGCACGAACGCAGAGAUAGCAGUGUAGGAUUCAAGUCGCCAAUCGAUCGAGCGACUCUACCAUACCUUUUUUCGACAACUGCCUGAAGCCAGGGAUCUUUCGUCCCUGUCCCUCUUUUUCAUCCAUGGGCAACUGCAUUAAUGCCGAUGCCGAUCCCGAUCCGGAAAGGGAUUCUUUCGCAGAGGGAAAGGCAGCCAAUGGAGACGUGAAAAAAUCGCCGGAGGCAAAUAAGCCAACCGAUGGAAACGUAAAGACUUCCCCCAAGUCAAAGUCGACUGCCGCCACCGACAGCAACAUCGAUAAGCGGCGGCAGAAUCAGAAAUCUAGAUCGACAAACUCUGGCACCGGCGGGUCCAUCCAUAGCGGCCUUAUGACGGAGUAUAAGGUCRACGUCUACAAGAAAUACACCGAAAUGGAGGUCUUGGGCAACGGCAGCAUGGGGCACGUCGCCAAGGUGGUUUUAAAGGAGGGCUUCAUGGCUAGCUCCCGGGGAUCGUUCUCCUCGAGCAGCAUCGACAGACCAUCGGGCACMGUGKCCAGCUACGCCCUCAAGAGCAUCAUUCUUGACCGAGUGUCCAAGUCAUUUAUCGAUGAGCUCAAGAACGAGAUUGACAUCCUCAAGGCGAUGGAUCAUCCCAAUAUUGUCCGGCUCCACGAGGUCUUUUCGCACAAGAAGCAGAUCUACAUGAUCCUGGAGCUCUGCGACGGGGGUGAUUUGUACACGAGACUCCCUUACACGGAACAGGAAUCGGCCUACAUUGUUGGCAAGCUGCUGUCGGCCAUCAAAUACAUGCACGACCACCKAAUUGUCCACAGAGAUCGUAAGUAGGAAUUUGAUGCCAAUGCGACGAUUAUUAGAAGAAAGAUAGGAUGCAGGAACAGCAUUCGUAACAUAUGGAUGGUUGAAAAUGCAUAAAUGCACUCAAUUGAAGGUUCUGUAUUUUUCAAUUGUUAACUUUUUGUUGUUUCGUUUCUAUCAUCUUUUCUUUCCUUCCGUGGUUGGAUACGAUUGACCAAAAACGCAAACUAAACACAACAACAACAUUCAAUUCAAAAUUAACGAAAUCAACAACAGUCAAAUUCGAAAACAUCAUGUUUGAAAGCAAGCGCCCCGAUGCGGAAAUCAAGGUCAUCGAUUUCGGUUUGUCGAAAAAGUUUGCUUCCAACAAGAUGGGCUACAUGAGGGAGGGAGUCGGAACAUUGUACAGCAUGGCUCCUCAGGUCCUGCAGGGCGUGUAUACAUCACAGGCCGACAUGUGGUCCGUGGGUGUUAUUACUUACAUGCUUCUCUCUAGCCACCGGCCUUUUUACAACAAGARACGAAAGGUCAUGAUCGAUCGAAUCAUGCGGUGCGACUACACCUUUGAGAAGGACUACUGGAGACCCAUUAGCGCGGAGGCCAAGGACUUUAUCGAUMACCUGCUGGUGGUGGAUCCGAAGGUCCGGUACCGAGCUAAGCACGCGCAGAAACACGAGUGGAUGCAUAAGGAAUUCAAGGCAGAGGACCGGGCUCCCACGGAAUCAAUGACGGGACGCGUUACAAAGAACCUCCUAGCGUAUAAGAACAACUCAAAUCUCAAGAAACUCGCGCUUAACUUUAUUGCCCACCGUUCCACUACCGCCGACAUUAUCAACUUGCGCAAGGCCUUUGACCAGAUGGACACGGCCAACAAUGGCGUCAUCACGUCGGAAGAAUUCGAGACGGCCCUGCUGGACAAAGGGAACUACUCCGCCGAGGAGAUCAGGGAAAUGUUCGAAUCAAUCGACAUCAACCAGAACGGACACAUUAUGUACACGGAAUUUAUCGCCGCCAGUCUUGAAGCCCAGGGUGAGCUCGAUGAGGAUCGUAUCGCUGAGGCUUUUGACCGGCUUGACGUCGACAAAACGGGGAAGAUCUCGAAGGAGAACAUGAUGGAAUUCUUUGGCGACACGGAGAUGACGCACGAUGAGGUGGAGCGYAUGAUCGAAGAAGCAGACACAGGCAAGACCGGCUUCGGUGAGUUUCGUCGUCGUYAUUGUGGUUGUGGUUGUAUAGUUUAAUGCUGGUUUCUCAYUUUUUGUUUGUUCACUUUGUGCAUGUUGCAACUCAUUCUUUCUCAAACACAAUUGCUGGAUGUUUUGAUUCGUUUGUUUGAUUUCCUUUGCAAUAGUCUCGUUCGAAGAGUUUUUGGCCAUGUUMCGGUCUGACAACGAGUCCACCGCUUCUAAUAUGCUUGGUAGCCUCAAAAACUAUGAUUUGGCCCACACCAGCGAUGUUAUGGAGAGCAACCAUGACAGUAGCGCCGAAGAUGUCGAUGAGUCGAACCUUGUCGGCCUCGAUACGUUUAUCCCGGGUGGGAAAUAUGAUUCGGAAAAUGCCGAGCAAGAGAAAUAAUCCACUCCGAUCAAACCUCGCUUGAAAGAAACCAAAAGAGAUCAU